This is a messenger RNA of Clupea harengus (Atlantic herring), 1903 nucleotides long. It is a transcript of the gene ube2j2, whose product is annotated as ubiquitin-conjugating enzyme E2, J2 (UBC6 homolog, yeast). The record is from RefSeq and is a predicted model, not a curated record. Lineage: Eukaryota; Metazoa; Chordata; Actinopteri; Clupeiformes; Clupeidae.
CCAGUCUGAUACCUCCCUCAUUUCCGUAUUGUAUGGUAGCCAUGUUAGAAUGGGGAACAGGAGACAAUUUUAGCUCAGCUAAUUUCUCAUAGUUGUCUCUUUAAAUGGUCAAGUUUUCUUAAAUAAUCUGUUGUCACAUUGUGAAAGAAGAACUAUCGUUGCUUCAAUCUGCCCUACUAAUAUUGCAUAGAGUGCUCCAAAGAGAUGAGCAACAAAUUCACCAAGAGGGCACCAACAACAGCAACACAACGGUUAAAACAGGACUACCUUCGGAUAAAGAAAGACCCUGUGCCCUACAUCUGUGCAGAACCUCUCCCUUCAAAUAUAUUGGAAUGGCAUUAUCUUGUACGAGGACCAGAAAAAACGCCCUAUGAAGGUGGUUAUUAUCAUGGCAAACUCAUUUUCCCCAGAGAAUUUCCCUUCAAACCACCAAGUAUAUACAUGAUCACUCCCAAUGGGAGAUUUAAAUGUAAUACAAGGUUAUGUCUUUCCAUCACAGACUUCCAUCCUGAUACAUGGAAUCCCGCAUGGUCUGUUUCCACCAUCCUUACAGGGCUCCUUAGUUUCAUGGUAGAAAAAGGCCCAACUCUUGGCAGUAUAGAAACCUCAGAUUUUACUAAAAGACAGCUUGCUUCUCAGACCCUGGCCUUUAAUAUUAAGGAUAAGGUCUUCUGUGAACUGUUUCCAGAUGUUGUUGAUGAAAUCAAGCAGAAGCAGCGCCUCCAGGACGAGUUGAGGUCUCACGCCCAGGCAUUACCCCUCCCUGAUGUUGUGCCCGAUGGAGAUGCCCACCCUGGCCAGAACGGGCACCCGCCCUUCAAUGGUCAUGCCCACCCAGGACCUGCCAAUCCUCCUGACCUACAGCAGGUCAACCGCAACCAUGGACUGCUUGGAGGAGCCCUGGCAAAUUUGUUUGUCAUUGUGGGCUUUGCCGCCUUUGCCUAUACAGUCAAAUAUGUCCUAAGAAGCAUUGCACAGGAAUGAUCUUGGCUUAGUAAGAACAAAAUCAUAGUAGAGAGGAAAGACCAGGGGUGGGGGGGGGGUGAACUGUACUUGCCGUUACUGUUAGAAGCAGUAGGGUUACUUGUGUCCUUUUUUCUGUCAAGAGUUUUAGUGUAAGCAAGCAGUCAUGAUGUGGGUCAACAGCCAGGUGGUCAGAGGUUUGAGGGAUGCGUUGAAAUCAAAAUAGCAGGGUCUGCAUGGUCAUGUUUGUAAUGAAAUGUCAUCUUGGAGGAUUUUACCCAGUUAUAGGGGGUAAAAAUGGAGGCUCCAAACCUGUCUGCCAGUGUAGCCCUUAUAUGAAAACUGUUGUGUUGUUCAGGAAGCUGCCACCUGAUUCACAAAAGUUCCUGGACAUCCAAUUUGAAGUUCAAACCAUUCCACAGUUGAUUAUUACCCCACACUUUUCCUUUUGUCUAGUGUCGGAUGGACUGUAAGAGUCAAAUAGAUAAUUAUUGUACAAUUAAUUAAGGAACCAUUCCUGAACAUUUGCUCUAAUGUAAAUUGCAUUUUUGUAAUUGUGUUUAUGUAAUUGAAUGUGUUCCGGAUUUGAUAUCCAUGUUUUGAUGGAAAUGGAACAUGACUGAAGUACUACAGUGCUGUGCUGGUAACACUGCUUUGGGUGACCUGUGGCAAGAAACUCUCAAAUGAUUUGCUGUCCAAUAUUAAGUGAAGUCCAUUUUCUACAAAUAAGAAGCCAAAUCAAAAACUCAGCAAAUGUGAACUCAUUUUAUAAAACCAAUCCAACACUAACACGUGUUGCUGUCUAUGUGCAAGCUGUUUUAAUGCUGUUCUUUAUUCUUAGAAGAUAUUUAAACAAAUGUAUCUUUUUUCUUCAGUUUAUAACCUUUGUGCAAUAUUCCCCCUUGGUUUAGAAAUAAAUAUUCAUAUUAUUCUUGUCAUA